AUGUGGCGAUCUUCGCUCCCUCUCGCGCCUUUUCGGGAUGUCGCGGUGCGACCGCAUGCCCGCUGUCUUCGAUGCCACUUCCGCCGUCCGAUUACCACCACCACUGUCCGCCCGGUGACUGCAUCACGGCGCGCGUACAGCACCCCAAGCCCGGAGAGGAAGCCUGCCGACCAGCCCCUCGGUCGCAAGGCAGUCGAGUUCCAGCAGAAUGCCUCUCCAGCCUCGCCAGCCUCCCCAGCGGUGCCUCCGACGCUCGACCGUCCCAUCGGCUCCGUGAUCCCACCCAGCCCCGGACAGAACACGGGGGUGGAUGACCGAUCCCUCCGCGAGCGACGGGAUGAUUUUGUGAACUACGACCGUCAUCUCGCCCGACGGCAGGAACUCACAAAACAGGCGGCGAAGCCAUAUUUCCAGGAAUGGUCGAAUAUGAAGUAUCACCAGGGCAAGACGUUCCAGUCCAACACCCGUCUAUUUAAACGGGACAAGGCGCUCUACUUUCCCAACUUGCAGGGCAUCACCCUCGCCUCGCCGAAGACCCCCCAGGAUACCACCGCGGUGCUGCAGGGUCGGGUAUCAGUCGUGAGCCUGUUCUCCAGUGUCUGGGCUGAAGCGCAGGUCGCGACAUUUACGGGACCCGAGCAGAACCCGGGCCUCGCCGAGGCGCUGGCUAGUGGCGGCGUGGGCAGUGAUGGGCUGGCGGCGCAGACCCAGACGGUGGCCAUCAACCUGGAGGAAAACACACUGAAGGCGUGGCUGGUCCGGAUGUUCAUGUUCCAGAUGCGGGCGAAGCUGCCGCCCGCCCAGCACGAGCGAUACUUCCUGGUACGCAAGGGGCUGACCGAGGAGUUAAAGAACGCAAUUGGGAUGAUGAAUAGCAAGGUCGGCUACGUCUAUCUCCUGGAUGAUACCUGUCGCAUCCGCUGGGCGGGCAGCGGGCUGGCAGACCAGACAGAGCAGGAGGCCUUGAACCAGGGGGUCCGGCGCCUGGUGCAGGAACAGCGCGUCCGCGUUGAAUCCUCGUCGCCGGCCGCGGCUUGGACCGAGGGGCCCGGAUCGGCCAGUCGGCAGGCGCGGGUGGUGAUGCCGUAG
Molecule: messenger RNA, 1089 nt
Organism: Aspergillus candidus
Lineage: Eukaryota; Fungi; Ascomycota; Eurotiomycetes; Eurotiales; Aspergillaceae
Product: mitochondrial ATPase complex subunit ATP10
Exons: 2
Coding region: 1-1089 (362 amino acids)
Biological process (GO): mitochondrial proton-transporting ATP synthase complex assembly
Cellular component (GO): mitochondrial inner membrane
Source: RefSeq, a predicted model, not a curated record